CUUUUGACGGCCAACCUAUGCUACUGCGACCGGCCUGCCGUCUGAGGCCAUCAGCAGGACGCAAGUAUGUCCAUGCAGGCCGGCCACCGCCAGAUCCAAGCAAGACGCGCUCUGGACAACUCCUCGCGCAGAGUAUAGGUCAGACCGCCCAGUCGCAACGGUGGCUCAUCUACGCCGGUCUCUUUGCUUCUGGCUACUUUCUCUCCUCCCUCUACCCGGCGCCACAACCUAGACUGCUCGCCAUACUCUUCCCGCGCGAUGCGCCGGCAUCGCCGAGCGAUGAGUCGCCCGAAGGAAAGCGACACGUCGAGAUGAUUGAGCAACAGCUACAAGAUCUGCCAAUCAUCCGGCAAUUGCGCUCAGAGACGACUGCCAAGCAAGGCGAGGCAAUGUAUAGAGAGAGCAGACCGCAUCUACGCUUUCCUGAAGCGAAAAGGAUCCAUUCGCUCACGAGUGGAACGCUCCGUGGUCCUGGGAAACUCGCCGUGGCACCCAUUGUGUUCAGUACGGCAGACAACAAGCAAUCUGUCAUGGUCGUUCAUGUUGGGAGAAGUCUGUGCGGGCAUGACGGAAUCGUUCAUGGGGGAUUGCUGGCCACCCUCAUGGAUGAAUCCAUCGCGAGACCGGCCAUCCUCGCUUUACCUAGCAAGCUGGGCGUCACUGCCAAUCUGACCAUCAACUAUCGAAGUCCCGUCUUUGCAGAUCAAUUCGUCGUCGUCAGAGUCAACUCGGACAAGAUAGACGGGCGCAAGUCUUGGGCCAGCGGCAGCAUAGAGGAUCUCAACGGCAAGCGGCUCGUCGAUGCAGAAGCCCUGUUCAUCGAGCCUCGUAUGGCCAAGUUUCUGUCCAAUUCUGCUGUACGAGAGAUUCUCGAAGCAUGAAGAAGCUCGCGCCAUUCGCGCUUCGCCUCGGGAUGUAGCAGAUAGGCUCAGACUAUUGAGCUACAUCUGGUGUUGGACUGAGCAUCCGCGUCCUUCACCACUGCGCGCGCUGGGCGUCACGCCAAUAGGCAACAGGCUCGAGAUGAGACGGAUCCAGGGUCUGCCCACGACGGUGUCCCGUGAGUAUCCCCAAGAAGCUCUGGACGGCCACUGAAGCUGCGGUGAAGGACCCACCGAGGCAGAUCUCGCCAAUGCCGUAGGCGCACUGACGAACCCCAAAGAGACACCGCUCUGUAUCUGUAC
Mixia osmundae IAM 14324 is the source of this 1184-nucleotide messenger RNA. RefSeq lists its product as uncharacterized. NCBI's taxonomy places the organism in Eukaryota, Fungi, Basidiomycota, Mixiomycetes, Mixiales, Mixiaceae. The coding region runs from base 18 to 881 and encodes 287 amino acids. The record is from RefSeq and is a predicted model, not a curated record. The transcript is spliced from 4 exons.